AUGAACACUAGAAGAACUGAGUUAGUAAUCAGAAGAGAGGAAAUUACUGCUGCAGCUGCACUGCUGAUGCCUAUUCUACAGAAGGAGCAAUUCUUGACUUGUCUUUAUUUGGAAUCUACAAUCAUACUCAAUCUCAAGAUGGAAUAUCAGAUGAAGGCUAUUAAGCUGAUCAAAGGCCAAAAAUUCAACUAUUUCAGGACAACCUGCUUUGUAGUAGAGAAUUUCGAGAAGAUCACCCCUCGCACUUUCAAAUUGGUGGUUGAUAGCUUAAUUUCGAAAGUGAUCAAGAUUGUUUUGGUCAACAAUGACUCCUGAAGAAAGCGGAAUUUGCACAAAUUCAUUCCAUCCAUUUGUAAAGCAAUUGAAGGUAGAGAAGGAAUCCUGAAUAUCCAUAACUUCAAAAUAUCCAGGAAAUCACUUCAAAGAUUGAUCACAAGUGCAAGGAGCUUGGAAUCUAUCAGUCUGAAUAACUGAGAGGUAGAAUUUGAUGGGAUGAAAUUUCAUCCCAGAACUAAUUUCCAGAUAAAGAAGAUAGAAAUAUCAAAUUGCAUUUCAAAAGACCGCCCAGACUCUGAAAUUUGUCCAUCAGAUGUUGAUUCUUUAUUCACCUGCAUCAAUGAGUGCUCUCUCAGCUACUGUUUGGACUCUCUCAGUGUUACUUAUGUCUAAGCUCGCUCGUCUACCACCAAAUUUGGAAUUUAGGCCUUAAUAUAAGCAUGCUAGGCCUCAUGCUUGGAUCCUUGCUUCCACCAAUGUUGGC
Messenger RNA from Moneuplotes crassus, 760 nucleotides. NCBI's taxonomy places the organism in Eukaryota, Ciliophora, Spirotrichea, Euplotida, Euplotidae. The record is from the annotation of a GenBank genome assembly.